Lymnaea stagnalis (great pond snail) is the source of this 8991-nucleotide messenger RNA. Lineage: Eukaryota; Metazoa; Mollusca; Gastropoda; Lymnaeidae. The record is from the annotation of a GenBank genome assembly.
UGAAUCCCAAUAAAACAAAAUUGAAUUCCCCACAGGUGAAAUCAGGUGAGCAAAGUGUUGCCUACUUUCCAAUGUUAUCAACUGCAUUAGGUGUUGUAGACAUUGAAGUUUCUGCUCAAUCCACCAUUGCGGCAGAUGGCGUACGCAGACAGAUAAUUGUCAAGGUAGGGCUCAUUAGUGACAUAGCUUCUUGUUUUUAGAAAUUUUAAUUUUUCAAUGAAUCACAAUUGCAAACUGCAAGCGCACCUGCUCUUUAUUGUAUUUAAUAAAGGUAAAAAAUGGAGAAGAUGGAAAAUAUGGAUGCCACAUAGUAGAAUUACCUGAUAAAGAUAUUGUUUACCUUGUUCUUUAUUUUUUUCAUUAGAAAAUAUAUAUAUAUAUAUUUUUUAUUGUUGAUUGCAUUCAAAAUUAUUUAUGAAUGUAUUAAUCUACAGCCUGAAGGUGCUCCAGUCAGCUACAAUUGCCCUGUGUUUGUUAACAUUGACAGCAAAUCUUCCCAGAAAUUUGAAAAGAGUGUUACAUUCACCCUUCCCCCGUCUGUUGUAGUUGGCUCAGAAAGAACCAGAGUGAAAGCUACUGGUAAAUAUUUAAUGUAUUUUAUUAGGCGGUAUAUAUAUAUAUAUAUAUAUAUAUUAUCAAUUUUUUAAAAAGCAUUUAUGUUAGCAUAGCAGUAAGUAGAAGUAAUACAUUUUAUUAGAGCACACAUUUCUUGAAUAUUUUCUCAGAUUGCUUUCAUUGCUGUAAUUUAUAGAAAUAACUUAAUUCUACAACUUACGUGUUAAAGGAAAUAAACUAAUCUGAUUUACUAAUGUUUAAUGCUUUUAAAAAGAAAAAAAGAAAAAUUCAAAAUUUGAGUUUGUUUUAAACAUGAAUUUAAUUAUUCUAACAUUGCAUACCUUCUUAUUCUUCUUCUCUAUAUAUAUAUUAAGGGCCCACGAUCAAUGUAUUGAUCAUUCUUGCUCCUAUUUACCUAUGUACAAUAAGAUGCUUAUCACUAGUUUGGGUCCAUAUUUUUUAAAGUUAUAUAAAAAUGUUAAAAAAUCGUGCCAGUUUGUAAUUAAAGCCAUUUUAAAAUUUUUAUACUCAUAAUAAAUGUUAGGCCAUUGAACGUCAUAUGAUAUCCAUAAAAGGUAAUCUGAUUGGUUCAAGUUUGAGCAGCUUGAUGUCACUCAUCACUCUUCCAACUGGUUGUGGUGAGCAGAGUCUUGCUAAGUUUGCCCCUGACCUUUACAUUGCCCAGUACCUCAAUGCCACAGGUCAACUGACAGAUGCUUUGAAAAGAAACAUCAUUGAUGUAUUAGAAGCAGGUGAGAUCAAAUCUAUUAUAAAUAGUGCAUAAAAAGUAGAAUACCAAAACAAUAAAAGCUUAUAUCUUUAAGGUUUUCACUGUUAUUCUUAAAAAGGCUGUUUGACUUAGUAUAAUUAUGAAAGGUCUUUUUUUGAAGCUUAAAUCAGAAUUUAAAUAUUCUUAUAAAUUACAGUAUUUAGCCAAGAUGACAGAAGGUGGCUAACACUCAUUCAUUGUUUUAAAAUAAAUUACUGCUGUUCACAUCAUCUAUGUUUAAACAAGCAAAUAACAUAAAUUGAAAAGCUCUUUAUGGCUCUUAUUUAUCCCAUCUACAUGCUGAACAGGUUAUCAAAGACAACUCACUUACCGAAGAUUCGAUGGUGGAUUCAGCCCCUUUGGCAACUAUGAUGAAACUGGCAGCACUUGGUAAGUGGUUUCAAAUGGAAUUUAUACUAUUUCCCAGAAUAUAGGAUAGGACUUUAUAUACACAAAUGAGGGCAUAAUGGUCAUAAUAGCAGUUGAUCUCAUGGACCCUGUUAAAAAUGUUGGGUUGAUAUAAUAGUAAAUGUUUGGUCUAAAUGGUUUUCAAACAAUUUUAGAUAACUAACUAAUGACAUGAGAUAACUCAGUUUAAGGGAUAAUAUGACAUUUAUUUUCAUGUUUUAUUUUGGUAAUCCAGAACUUCUUUCCAUGUAUUUACAGUAAAGAUUAUGUGUAAUUGACAUGACCUUUGUUGUUAACCUCUUGCAAUUCAAUUCCUUAUAAAUAUAGUAAAUAAAACAUGGCCUCCAUCAUUAAUUUAUGUAUAUUUUUUCCCUUUUAUUUAUUGUUUUAAAAAAAAUGUUAUCCUAAAAAUUGUAUUAUAUCAAUUGAAUAAUUUCAGGCUGACAGCUUUGACAUUCAGAAUACUCUCUGAAGCCAGUGAAUUCAUCUAUGUUGAUCCCCUAAUACUUUCUAAUUCUGUUAUGUGGAUCAUUGAUAGACAAAAUUUGGAGGGUUCUUUCAAUGAAUAUGGCAAAGUCUUGGACAAAAAUACCCAGGUAGCCUAUAGAUCAACCUUGUAAAUUUUGCUAGAUGUAACAUGCAAUUAUUUAUUGAAUAUCAGCCAUACCAAAUGCUUUCCAGUUUAUAAUUUAAAAGAUGUUUCUUAGUUUCAUUAGCCUCUAAAUAAUACAUUAUUUUUUUAAGGAAGGGUACAAAACAUUCUUUUUAGACAUGAUCAUCAUCUUCAUGUCUCUUCUUCUCCCUCCUCUUGUGGUGCCCUGCAAUAUUUCUUUGGCAAGCCCUUGUUUCCUUGUUACGUGGCCGUACCAUUGUAGUUUGCAUUUUUUCACAGUCGCCAGUAGGUCAUCGUGCUCCCCAAUUGCCUGGCGAACCCUUUCUUUCACUUUAUCAUUGGACAUAUGGUCCCUGUAGCAGAUGCUAAGAGUGCUUCUGAAGCAUCUCAUCUCCAUCGACUUUAUUUUCCUUUCAAGAUCUCCUGAUAUUAUCCAGGAUUCGCAGGCAUACAGGGAAUUGGAGAGGACUAAUGUUUGCAUCAGCCUGAUUUUGGUGCUUGGGGGUAUAUUUUUGUCAUUCCAUAUUUUCUUGAGCCUCUUUAGUGCUGUUGUAGUCUGCGCAAUCCUGGACAUUAGUUCGGGCUUGGAGUCUUCUUCUGAGACUAUUGCUCCUAGGUAUUUGAAGCUGCCUACAGUUUUUAGUCUUUCCUCCCUGACCUUAAUUUCAGUGGCAAUGCCUGUGGUGUUAUUUUUCAUUAGUUUUGACUUUUGGGCUCUGAUUAGCAUGCCGUAGGACAACAAGGUUUUGUCGAAAUGUUUUACCAGGUUGGCUAGCUCUUCUUCGUUCCCAGCCAGUCCGUCUUUGUUGUCCGCAAAGUGUAAGUUGUUGAUUGUUCUGCCACCAAUGUUGACUGUCCCUUCAUGUGCUUCUGGACAAGUAGUCUUCAAAAUAAAUAACUAUUAGUUCUACUCAGCAUACAUAUUUUAUCCUGCAGGGAACAGGCACAGGACCUGCCUUGACGGCCUUUGCUUUGUUGAGUCUGUUGGAUGCUGAGAACUAUGUGGAGAAGGAGGUGAUUAUCUUAUUUGUGUCCUAAUUCAAGUUUUUAACAUUUCUUGAUCAUUCAAAACAUAUAAAGAUAUUUUCCUACCAUUUUUUAUUAUGCAGUGCUUUAGCAAAGUUUACAAAAAUUUAUCAAAGGGCUGACAUAAAAAAAAAAAUUAAUACCACGUAUAACAUAAUAUUACAAUGUCUCUAACAUUUAAAAGUACCAUAAUUUAUUGUAAUUCUCUUGUUAUUGAAAACAUAUUUCAUUGCAAUGCAAGGCAUGUCUGAAGGAGGGAGGUUCCAGAUGUAACUACUAUGAACGUUGGGGAAAUGCCACUGAAAAAGCAAGGACUAAUCUGGAAAAUUUGGUGGCCAGUAAUGCUGUUGGGGAUCAGUUUCCUCUGGCCUUAGUCAGCUAUGCACUAAGCAAGGCAAAAAGUCCUGCAUCCAACACGGCUUUAGAGAAACUUCUUACAUUUUCCCAAAGUGGAGGUAGGAAGAAUAUUGUUGAAGGUUUAAGCCUACUCCGCAAAAUUAAAACUAAGAUUUCUUUCAAUGAUAAGUUUAUAUCAAAGAAUGUGUAAUGAACUAUAAAAAAAAAAGUAAAUCUCUUUUAGGUAAAUAAAAUUAAAUGCACUUACAUUUCUAUAAAUGCAGUGUUUAAUGACAAGAUCACAUAAGUAUUUAAGUACAAAAAAUUAAUAUCUUUCAAGAAAUAUAAUAGACAUAUGCAACAAUUUAAGAAUGAGUAAGACAUGAAAAGAAAUUAGGCAGAAAAUGGCCAAUGAAAGGAAAAAUAUUUUUAAAAAAAAUAUGUAAGGCUAGAUUAAUUAUACUUUGUAUGCCUUUAUCUUUAUUAAACUGAACAGCAGUUUUAAUGCUAUUUACUAUCCAAAAGAAACAUUAAUAUCAAUGCAUGUUUAAUGAUUAAUUUGCCCUUUUAUCCAUAGGUGGUCUUUUACACUGGGAGGCAAAUGACACAACUGUUGAACCUAUGCAAUCCCACUACUUCAAAUGGCGUCCACCCCGAAUCCAGGCUAGACCCAUUGACAUUUUGAUUACAUCAUAUGCUAUUUUAACAUAUACUCAAUUGGGUCGCAUUGACGAGGCCCUUCCAGCUGUCAGGUGGCUGACAACACAAAGAAAUGCUCAAGGUGGUUUCUCAUCUUCUCAGGUGAGCCUUAUAAAACUUAAUGAAGGAAUUUUUAUAUCCCUAAGACAGUGCAUUAUGAAAUUAUUAAAAAAAAAACAACACAUAAAAGCAAUCAAUAUUUUUAUUUAUCGAAAAAUGUCAGGUUGAUAUUAUUGUCACGGGUAUUUUGUAUUUUCCCAUAAAUAGGACACAGUAGUGGGACUUCAAGCCCUCUCAGCCUUUGCUGCUAAGUCGUUACAACCUGGAACUGAUCUUAACAUUGUUGUAGCAACUCCCACCCCCUUGGCUACCUUUUCUGUAACAAGAGAAAAUGCUUUAUCUUUGCAAAUAAAAGAGGUAUUUAUUGAUAAUAAUAAGCAUGUUACCCCUCUAACAAAGGAUGUGUAUUAAAAACUAUUAAAAUUUAAUUUGAAAAAAAUCAAUGAUGUACUGUAUGGCAACAAGGUUUUACCCUGGAUUGUCAUAAAUUACGUAUUAAAAUAUAAUUUAAAAAUGCAGAUGAAACUGGUAAACUUGUUUACCAAGAAAGAAAGAAUUUUAGAGUAAUAAAGUUGACAACUUUACAAGUAUGAAAGAUUGUUUUGGGAAAACUAACAUUUUUUAGUUAUCUGCAUAUGAAAUUAACAGUUGCAUUCUACACUAAUAACUGUAAAAUAAUGUUAUGCGAAUUUUUUGAAAGAUAUAAAAUUCUUAAAUUAUUGUUGAAAUAUUAAAUAGGAUAACUUAUAUUAUUUGCAUAGUUUCAGUCUCUUAUUUCUGUGACAAACUAAUUAGCCAUAAUUAGUCUUAUUUGCAGGGGUUUUGUUUGAUGAAUUUAUGUCUUAGAAACAACUAUAAAAGCAGUCAAUGUUUUUCAUUAAGCUGUUUAACUUAUGCAUCUACCAAUGCAAUAUCAGCUUCUACAUUUAUGUAUUAAAAUUUUAAAAAAGGCCUAAUUUUUUUUCCCUCAGUUAUUAUCAUUUAUGUUUUUCUCACUUAUUACAGCUCUCUGAAGCCCCACAGGAGUUAUCAAUCAGUGCGUCAGGAACUGGAUUUGCUCUUGUUGAUGUAAGAAUCAAUGUUCAAUAAACUUAGAUUGUACAGUAAAUUACCCGGUAUAACAUUCAUCUUAUUAAACUUUAUAACAUGAAUAGCACAGUGGAUCUCAACCUAUGGGUCGCAAAACGCUCAGGAGUUGCCUGCUAAUAUGACAGGAGUCAAAUGAAAACCUCAGUGAUGUUUUAUUUAAUGAUGUGCAUUUUUGGUCUCAAUUUUAACACCAUCAUUAUUUUUAAUAUACAUUAAUUAUUAAUUAUUAUUAAUUAUUAAAUAAUUUUAAUUUAAAUAUUACUUUUGUUGCAGUGAUCAGGCUAAGUAUGUAGUGUCACCAGACCAUGACAAAAACAAAGUUAAUAAAAACGUUUAUAAAUACUGUAGAUAUAAGCAGCUAAAUUAAUUAAAAAUUUAGAAUAUUCCUGUUCGUUUUUAUCAAUUACAUUUUAAAUAAUUCUGAUGUUUUUUUGUUUUGAUUUUACUUUCCUUUUUACUGUUUCUGCCUAAACUUAUAGUUGGUAGUUAACAUUUUGUCAUUUUUUUAUUGUUCCUUUCAGGCUGCAAUAAACAUUUUAAAGUGAAACUUUCAUUCGUUUGAAAAUUAUACUUGAAUAAUGAAAAAAAAAUAAUUCCAGUGAAGUAUAAAACUAUAAAUGAAAAAUUAUUGAUGCUUAAAUAACUGUCAUUUCACCCCCACCCCCUUUUUUCCGUUUGCUUCCCAACACAUAUUCCUCAAUGUCUAAGAAUUAUCCUGGUUUUUGGUUGCACAAUUUGGAAAAUGUUACCAAGGGAUAGCAUCACUAGAAAUUUGAGAACCACUUAUGUGGCAUUUGAACAUAGUGUGUACCUAAUCUCUGUCUUAAAAUCAUAAAUUGAGAUGAUAAUGAUACAAAUUAUUUAUAUUAAGCUGUGGCUCUUCACUAAAAAAACAGUGAUUUUCAUACCUUAAAUGGUAAAUAUUACCAAACCCUUUACUAAUCUCUUACUGACAAAGUGAUGCGAACAAAAAAAUGGUAGUUAAAACAAUUAGAUGUUUUUUAAAAUAAUAUGAACCGACGUCAUAAGGAGAGACAAUUAUUUUUGAAAAAACAAAAUUUUUUUGUAUGUAUAUGUUUGUGGCCUCACUAUAUGAUGUUGAUAUGAUAUUAUAUGUAUAGACCUUCAACAUCAAAACUUUCAUCUUUGAGUUAUUGAAAAGUUGUUUACUCUUUAAGGUUAUUGUUGCAGGUUGAUUACAGUUUCAAUGUAGCAUCUGAAGUUACCACACCUUCCUUCGAUGUCAGCACAGUUCUCUUGGAUGAUGGGAUUAACUCUUUCAAUUUGAUGAUUUGUACAAAGUAAGUGAACAAAAAAAAGGUCGUCCCCCCCCCCUUGCAUCACCUCAGAAAUGUUAGCUACCAUACAGUCUCUCAUAUAGAGCAUACCAGUGGAAAAGUCACAGCCUCAGUUUCAGGUUUCUGAAGUGGGAAAGUGACUCACAGAUAUGUAGCACCCUUCAUUUUGGUAGUCACAAGGAGCUUUUUUAACGUAAAUAUAAAAAAUACUUAAUUUGUUAAACAGGCAUCACAAAAAUGUUUCCAUUAUGAACUUGAAAACUGAAGAGUAAUUGUAAUAAACUACAUGAUCUUUAACAAAAACCCCACAAAGAACAUAUUGCCCUCUGCUCUUGUGUAGUGUAAGCAAGAGAGGAAACAAUUAUCAAACUUUUUAUAUAAAUAACUACAAACUUAACAAUAACUGUAUGCAAAAUCAAAGUCGAUUGAAUAUGCUGCACCCCUAAUUUUUAUGAAAUUUGUUAAAUUAAAAAGUGUGACCUAUACUCAUAUAGACAGUAUCAACUUUUUCCAUUUCAAUGUUUUGAGAAUUGCCCGUAUUUUUUUGUCGUGUAUCAUACCAUGCUGGAUCUUCUAAUUUUAUCAAUGACAUUGUUUCCUACUAUUAAGAAACCAGUUAGUUACUGUUGUCACAAAGAAAUUCUUAAACAAUUCUUUACUAUUUCAUUACUGCACAUGAAUGUUUCACAAUAAGUAUAACUUAAACCGUAGGACCUUUAUUUAUUAUAAAAAUACCCACUUUAGGUUAAUAUCUUUUAGAGCUCAUCUUUACUUUGAGGUUAAAUACAAUUAUUUGUCACUCUCAGAUGGUUGUUGAAAAAAGAAACAGGUAUGGUUGUACAGGAGAUCAGCAUUCCCUCUGGAUUCCAACCAGAUCUCUCUACACUUGGUAAUGUGGCUGGUGUGAGGAGGUCUGAGAGGAAGGGAGGAGUUGUAGCCAUCUAUUUUGAUAAGGUUUGUUUUUAUAAUAUAUGUUUUGUUUCCAUAUAAUUUUUCUUUUUAACAUUAAUGCUUUUUUUGUUUUGUGAAGAUGGUAUCAGGCAUCAUAUAUUUCCUGUUUGUUAGCCAAAAAAAAAAAAUUAGCACAACUUUACAUAAUUUAAAAUAACAUAUAGGGCCUAGAAUCCCCAUUUUUUGAAGAAUAGUAAAAAAAAUAUUUUCUCGAAUUUAAAAAUAAAGAGAGUAAAUUUACAUUAUAAAUUUAAAAUUAAGGUCAACAUUUAUUUUUCAACUUGAUUUCUCUAGAAAUUGGUCAAGUUAAAAAAAGUGUCUCUUGUUUUUUAAUAAAAAAAAUAGAUUGGCGGGUCAUCAUUAUGCUACAGUUUGAGAAUGGUUCGUGAAUCCAAAGUGGCCAAGUCACAAAGCUCUUAUGUCAAAACAUUUUCAUACUAUUCUCCAGGUAAAUUUUUAAAUUAUUAAUUAUAGCCUACUUUCAAUGAUUUUAUCAAAUAUGCUAACUUUUAGUAGAUUACAAUACAAAACUUUGCUAGUCUGUAUCACAGUUGUACAGUGUUAUUUCAAUCAGUAAAUAACAGCCUAUUAAUCCCAAAUAGACAUUUUGAUGUUAUAUUUACAAACUACUUUAUUAAGUGGAAAAAUAUGUGCUUAGGCCUGAAAAAAAAGACAGGACAAUAAAAUAGAAUGUUUUUGGCUAGAUGCCUUCUUCAACAGACAAUACAAAACAAGAAGCAACAUAUACUUCAAGUCAAAGAUGGAAAUAAAAACUUUUGAAAAUCUGAAUAAUGUCAAUGUAGCUCAGUGUUCAGAUGAGGAAGUCAAACUUCGAGCUAUAAAACAUCACUGAGAUCAUUUAUUAAGUCACUUCUGCUCAAAUCACAAUGUAGCAUGGAAAUAGUUAUGUUAAUAUUUAAAGCAUUUCCUUUGAUUGCUCAAAUUUUCUUCUAGAUAAAUUAUUGAUUCAAAAUAUUCCUCUAGGAGACUCCUAAAGGAAUUGCAGUUAAUCCAAAAGCUUAUAUUUAGUGAUGGAAUGAUUUAAACUAUUUUCUCCAGCAUAAUUAUAUGUCUACUAUUCUUUUAAAAUAGAUGACCAGAGCACUGUCUUCUACCUACCAAAAGCACUCCGGGAUUCAAACAUCUGUGAUGUAUGCGUUGGGUGUUGCCCAUGGCUUCUGCAAUGA